This is a messenger RNA of Belonocnema kinseyi, 1050 nucleotides long. RefSeq lists its product as uncharacterized. Bases 1 to 1050 code for a protein of 349 amino acids. The record is from RefSeq and is a predicted model, not a curated record. Gene Ontology annotation, biological process: regulation of proteolysis; proteasome-mediated ubiquitin-dependent protein catabolic process. Gene Ontology annotation, cellular component: cytoplasm. Gene Ontology annotation, molecular function: ubiquitin protein ligase binding. The transcript has 4 exons. NCBI's taxonomy places the organism in Eukaryota, Metazoa, Arthropoda, Insecta, Hymenoptera, Cynipidae.
AUGACAAGCAUGAGAAUCAAUAGCACAAGAAAUGCAAGAUCAUCAUCCUCUGAAUUAGAAAAAUACGAAAAUGCUGAUAAAUCAUUCUUUUCAUGGGUAUUGUCCGCUGAAGACCUUUUUGGAAGCAAUUGGACCUCUCCAAAAAUUUCUGCGACAAAUCAAAAUUCCUUUACGUUGCUUGGAUUUGAAUGGAUUUUAAUCAAAAAUCCUUUAGUUAAAACUGAGAGAGAACUGAAUUUACGAUUUUAUUUAAAAAAUAUAAAAGCUAGAGAAACUUCCAUACACAUGGAAGUUAGUAUUUAUAUUUUCUCUAACAAUAAUUCAAUAGAAAUGAUCAAUCAAAAAGUGACUGUCCGCGGCACGGUUAGCGAAGGAGACACUUUUUUAUUUGAAUCUCCCGAAAUAUUAGAAACACUAUGUAGACGAAUUCACGUCGAAAAACCAUUAUUAUUUAUUUGCGAAAUUAGAGAAGUAUCUCCCGUACCGGAAACGUGUCACUGUCUUCUAAAUAUGAAAAUACCUCCGAUAUUGGAAAAUUUAAUUUUUCCGUAUGACGAAUCCACCAGUGAUAUGAAAUUGCUCUUUGGCGAGAAAGAAUAUCAUGUUCACAAGAUUGUUUUUCAAAGAAUGUUUAAAAAACAAAAAAUGGAAGAUACACUUCCGAAAGAAAUCGAGAUAAAAAAUAUUGACGAAAAUGUACUUGAGGAGUUGAUUCGCUACAUGUACUAUCAGGAUUUUAAGCAUUUAGAAAUUUUAGCUGAAAAAUUAUUUAUUGUUGCUGAAAGAUACGAAUUGGAAGAUUUGAAAUUGAAAUGCGAGCUCGAAAUGAUGAAAAAUACUUGUACAAAGAAUGUCAUAGAAUUUAUAAGGUUUGCUGAUAAAUACAAUUUAGUGGACUUGAGAAAACAUUGCGUCUGUAUUAUGACAAAGUUUUAUAGUCAGAUAAUAAAAUUGCAGAAAAAUAAAAAUAACGAAUUGAAAAAUUCCCGAAUAGCAGUGAGAGUCGAACUCGCAACCUUCCGGCCAUCAAGCAGAAGUGCUAAUAUCUGA